CUAUCUGAAUGAGCUAAUCUCAUUGACUUCGACUGCGAAGGCGGCCUAUGUUCUCUGAUUUAUUCAUUAGCAAAUGCAUUUGUAUUUUCAUCACAAUUAACCUCUCAAGCUGUGACUUCCACAACAAUGGGGAGGAUUCAUUGCAACUCUCUGGUUUUAAUAUACACAAUCUUGAUUUUACGAGUCUUUCAUGUUGCUGGCUCCACCGCUGUUGGUGACACAGUUAACAUUGUUGCCAUUCUUGAUGUGAGUACACCCGCAGGAAAGGCGGCCAAUACGUCUUUACACUUUGCUCUCCAAGAUGUUAACGACGAGGCAGCUAAUGGUACUCGCCUCAACCUCACAAUUCAAGAAUCUCGAGGAUUUGUUGGAAACGUUCUGCAAGUAUUCAGAAGUGAGGUUGCGGCAAUCCUGGUGGAGGACCCUAAGAUUUCAAAGCUUUUGGCCCCUGUAGCGGAAGAAGUUCACGUACCAAUCCUGUCAAUCAGCAGUGCGCACGGUUUUGGAACUACAAGUGCCUCCACAUAUUUGCUUUCCACAUUUCCUAGUCGUUAUGACGAUAUGAACGCCACAGCAGCCAUAGCAGCCUACUUUAAGUGGAAGUCAGUGGUCGUGAUGUAUGAGGACGAUGAAUUCUGGUUAAAUGGUGUAUACCAAUUGACAGAGGCGCUGCAGGAGUUUCAGCAGGACGCGGUAAACAACAGGACAACAAUUUCAAGGACAACAGCGCUUUCUUGUGCUUCAAGUCGAGACAAAAUUUGGGAAACCUUAGUGGAUUUGAAUAACACAAGUGGUGUUAGGGCUUUCAUUGUGCACACGAGUGUUGAUGUGGCUCUUAACAUGUUUUUCAUAGCACAACAGUUAGGCAUGAUGGAUAAAAGCUAUGUCUGGCUUGUCACGGACUCUGUUGCUUCCUUUUUGGAUUCUCUGCCUCCUUCUAUCCAAACAUUGCAAGGAAUUGUGGGAGUUAAAAGCGUUGCAACACCCCAAUUCACAGAAUUGCGGGAGAGGCUGCAGCUCAACGCUUCAGAAGAUGGCAUCAACCGAAUCGGGAUACAAGCGUACAGUUCCCUUAAGCUCAUUGCAAGGGCAGUUGCUGCCUUGCAUUCACAGGACAUAGAGAUUGGAUAUGAUGGACAAAUUCCCCAGAAUGUCACGGAUUUCCCUGGCUCGACGAUGGUUUUAAAAGGAGGCGAAUUGCUUCGUGAGAAGAUUGGCCAGUUAGAAAUUGGUGCUGUUGACAAGAAUUUAAAAAUUCGUGAGUAUGAGAUAAUUAACGUGGUGGGAAAAAGUUACAAAACAGUUGGGUUUUGGAAAACAGACACCGGGCGGCUUCAAUCCGCAGGCAAAGAAGAAAAUAAGCUGGGAAGUAUCAUCUGGCCUGGCGAUAGCACACAAGUUCCCAAUGGGUACAAAAAACUUGUAAUUGGAAAGCUCAUACAGAGCAUUUCUUCUGAUUAUAUUGAGUUCAUCGGCCGGAUUUCAGGCUACACGAAUGACACAUUUGAGGCUGCCAUAGACACGCUCCCGUACAAUCUGCCUUUCGUUUACAAGGCCUUCGAGAAUCACAACUCAAAUGUCUCUAACUACGAUGCACUUGUAUCCGAGUUAGUCGAUGGAAAUACAUUCGAUGCAGUGGUGGGGGACUCGACAAUUUUGUGGAACCGUUCUUUGUAUGUUGAUUUCACCCAGCCAUACACCCAAAUGGGUCUGCUGUUGAUGGUACCAUUGAAAAAAGCAAGAGGGCAGACGUGGACGUUUCUCUAUCCAUUCAAUACAGGGUUGUGGGUUAUAGCGGGGACAUUCUUCGUCUUCACUGCGUUCCUUCUGUGGCUCAUGGAAUAUCAGGACAACCAUGAAUUCCAAGGCGGAGUUAUCCAAGAAGUAGUAACUUCAUUGACAUUGUCCGCCUCUGCCUUCGUAUUCGUUCACAGAGAGGAGGUGAGGAGUACUCUGGGCAAGGGAAUACUAGCUACGUGGCUCUUCAUCGCUCUAAUAUUGAACAACAGCUACACUGCACAUCUCACCUCUAUUCUGACAGUACAGAGAUGGGUUCCUACCAUUACAAAAAUGGAGAGCCUCACCACAAGCAAUGUUAAAGUGGGUUACCAGAAUAAUUCAUUUGUUAAAAAUUAUCUCACAGGUAAUCUGAAAAUACCUCAAGAUAGACUAGUGCCUUUGGGAAAUACCUAUGAUUACGUGCAAAAGCUAACGAGUGAGGAAGUGGGUGCCAUAGUGGAUGAGAGCCUAUAUGUUCAAAUAGUGAAAUCUCUCUACCCAUGUGCAAAAUUCGAAGUUGUCGAUCAAGGAUACUUCGACACAGGACGCUUGGGAUUUUUUUUUCGCAAAGGGUCACCAUUUUUAUUAGAUAUGUCUAAAGCGGUGCUCAACACAUCGGAGCAGCAUUUCACGGUACAGAGUAUACGCAACAAAUGGUUUGGCGAAACAACGCGGUGUCCAGAUAUGGAGAGAGGGAUUGAGUCCAGCAAUACUCCCAUUACUCCAGCCAAUCUAUGGAUUCUUUUCGUUCUCACCGCAUCCGUCUAUGCUAUUGCAGCGUUGAUUCAUAUCGGCCGAAAGUUCCAUCCGAGUCGGCAGAAUUUGGGUGCAACCCAAACACAAUUUUUUAACGCAUUCAAUGAUGAAGGCCAAAUCUUACAGCUUACCAGGGGCCCCGCCCCCAUGUAAAUCCAACGCUGAUAACGCGGAUUGUGAAAAACCCACAGUUUUGAAGUCAAUUUCAAGGCGUGUACAAUUUGUUUAUUUCCUCCAUUUCCUGAAGCCAUCGUUGUAUUGAUAUAAAAUCUAGUUGACUACGUGUUGCAUGU
Messenger RNA from Cryptomeria japonica (Japanese cedar), 2828 nucleotides. RefSeq names its product glutamate receptor 3.5. Gene Ontology annotation, molecular function: ligand-gated monoatomic ion channel activity; signaling receptor activity. Gene Ontology annotation, cellular component: plasma membrane. Lineage: Eukaryota; Viridiplantae; Streptophyta; Pinopsida; Cupressales; Cupressaceae. Bases 127 to 2688 code for a protein of 853 amino acids. The record is from RefSeq and is a predicted model, not a curated record. The transcript is spliced from 6 exons.